UCUGCCGUGCCCAGCCGUCACUUGAUUAGCUGAUGUCGCCAAGUAUACAUUCUCAUAGUUAGCGAACAACCCAUGGAAGCAGAUGACCAUGUCUGAAUAUUCAAUGGAUAUUCCAAACUUGGUAAUAAGUCAACACAUCAGUCGUGUGGAGGAAACACUAGUUUGAUUUCUUUUCACGCAUACUGGAGUAUAUGUUAUACAUUGUGACAGUGAACAUGUGCCAAGAGAGUGUCUUGUACCAGCAAUAUUGUUACAAAGAUGUUCUACAGUCAAGGGAGGCUAUCUGAGCGUGUGUUAUUGGAUAUAUGACACGAUCCAGAUAAAUAGGUAAAGGGUUACCAAAGCCGGUUUGAGAUAAACAGUUUGGACGAUGUCUCUGGGACGGAAAUAUGACGUAAAUCGGCAGACCUCGUUAUUGUUGCGAGAAGAUACGCCGGGAAAGUACCGAAAGCUAACUGACAAUGAGAUAGAUUUGGAAAGGGACUGGUCACGUAUACAGGUCAAUGGCAACAUGACACCAUACCUUAGAGAUGGCAGCAGCACAGAUCUAGCUACGCCCAAGGAGCAAAACACACGGGAGGGAAGUCCUAGUUCGGUACACUCACUCGAGAGAGAUGUGAAGAAGAGCAAGGGGGGAAGAUUGUGGAAAACAAAGAAGUCGAAAUCGUUGUCCAGUAGAGAAGAACUACAGGUGAGGGAGCCAUCUGUGGAAGCGCAGGGAGUGGAAUCGGGGAUCGCGCCUGCAAACAAAGGUGCAACAUCCUUUCAGGACGAAAAUAUCACGUCACUUGACGUUUCUGUUGUUGCUGAUACCAACGCCGAGGUGGAUGUGGUGGAGGCUGAUCAUGCCCACAUCACGGACCCAGCACUUGCUGACAGUUUAGGGGAGACAGAGGUCACGAGUGAAAGGAAAGGUGAGCAGCCUGAAGAAAGAACCAGUAACGGACCUGGCGUUAAAGUCAAAACAGAAAGAGGAAAAAAGGAAAAGAACAUUAAAAACAAAGACAAAAAGAAGCAAAAACACAAGAAGAAUACCUGUGAAGUUCACAAGAAUGGGAAGCCCCGCGAAGAAGGUAAGAUAAGGAAAAUAUUUGACAUUGGUAAGAAGAAAUCUGAUGACAUAAUGAGCAGCCCUCGUCACUGCCGAAGCUGCACAUGUGAUGCCGCUGCCGCUCACGUAAAUGUCCACCAUGAUACAUCUGAUACCUCGAGCGUGUCAUCCUCUCACUCUGAGGAAAACAAUUUCCUCUCUGUGAAGAGUAUCGAGACUACCAGUCUGUCCUCAUCUCACCACUCUGAGUCGUCCAGCACCAUCUCCAGCAGGACACUCACAGACAAACACAACACGUCCUCGGACAGAGCGUCACUCUCUUCACAUUUAUCAGCGUCAUGCAGCAAGGGGAAGACGAAGCCCCAGAAGCCACGGAGAAUGCCGAAGACGCCGCCAUCAACAUCAGAGCCUGCCGAGCGGAAGAUUGAACCGGAUGCGUCUAUAGAGCAGGUGUGUCACGAUGACGUUGCGUCAGCACCACCUGCAGACAAGGUACCAGAGAAGAAGGAACUGCGUCGUCUGUACCCACAAGUAGACGGGGAUGUGGUGGCAGGGGGGGUGUCCCUCGGGUACAUCAGUCUGUCCUUUGACUCCCCGGGGAUGCUUCAAGAAGGGAACAUGAUCCAGAUUCUGGGCAGUGUCGGACAUAGCCGUGAGUCGGACGUCGACACCGGGACGUAUGUUUGUCUAGAUGAAGUCAAGAAAGAUGGCGUCCCCAGGAUAUCAGCUGAUGAAGGUCCUGGCCACGCCACCCAACUGGCAUCACAAGCAGACCCCCAGCCUUCACCGACCGCCACAGUCACUCGUGAGCUGCAGCCUCACAUGUCCAGUACUUCAGACUGCGCCCCUAGGGUGGGGGUGAACGUACGUGGGGGUGGUCUUCCUCUCAGAACUGUUCCCCUCGAAAGGGCCAUGGCGUGCCAGAUGGAAUUGCGCCCUCCAGCAGGGUUCAAAGAACGUGAUACCCCCGAGGAUGAUGUUGGUGUCGUGAUGGCGGUGCCGGGUAGGCAAUCUAACAGCUGCAAUGUCGACAAUAUUAUUGUCGCUGCUGGGACACGUGAUGGGGAUGCAGCUAUUGAUAACAGAGAGAAUGUAACACAAAAUGCUGGAUCAGAUGGUCCAAACGCCGAUUCACCUGGUGGUGAAGUGGCUAUUACGUCACCGAGAUCCCCUGUCCCACAGAUGCCGCUACCCGCGCCUGACGGUGCAAGCGACAAAGGGGUUACGACGGAGGGUAAUAACAUUUAUCUCCCUGGAGCUCCGGAUACCGUUACGGAUGCCACAUCACAGGAAAGUGAUUCUUCAGGAAUGGUAAGGCCAGCGUCCGAUCGUGUAAAGAAUGGUCCAUCUGGAGGCGAGCUGCAAUCGUCAACGUCCGAGUCUGAGACAAGCUCCUCCAGUGGUAGUGGUUUCAGGAAGUAUAAGACUAAACUGAAGAUAGAGAAACCCAAGAGAAAGGGGAAAGACAAGACAAGUAAAGAUAUGAAGAAGGACAAAGUUGUGGAGAACGAGGCCAGCCAAAUAUCAAAAGCAACAUUUUCUCAAAAUCUGCUGAAUAUGAGGGAUCCUGAACCACCUGGGGGCAUUCGACGAGCUGAAAAAGUGGAGAAUAUUUUAAAAAGCACCGAUGAUCGACGGCUCGAAACUCUGGACGCAGGUACUAGUUCUGGUGGCAGACCAUCUCCGGUAACAGGUCACGUGAAGAGUGAACACGGAACUAACAUUUCUGGCAUUGGUCUGAAGGCUCCAGAGCUUGAAGCUGAAUCUGAGGUGAAGGUCCAUGCACCAGAUAUUUGCCCUCCUACUAUAAGUGUUCAAGGGGAGGGAAGUGGCAACCCCCAUGUUGAGGGAAAUGUCAGCGCCCCUCAACAAACAGUGCACGUACCAAUACCCGUUCUAGGCAUGUCAACUGUCAGCCAAGGAGAUGCAUCUCGCCCACACUCGUCACUGAAAGACAGAGGCAUGAGUUCCGACAGUGAAAGCAGCUUCUCCUCCACGGAUGACAUAAGGAAGAAAACGGGGAAGAAGCACAGGUUCAGUGAAUACAGCUCUGAGGGUACCUGUGACAGGUCUCUGUCCCCCUUCACCCCCCUCUCCUCACACUCCCCAUUAAACGUGUCACAGAGCCUAGCAGCCACAUCAAACCCCAAUCUGAAUGGAUUCGACACGCUCGAAGCCUCGUUCACCCACUCCACACCAUCUCGGGCCAUGGAGGCCGACGUGCCAGCAAUUGUGCGCCAUCGUGGACAUUUUGUUGUGGUUGCCAUAGAUUUCGGAACCACCUUUAGUGGAUAUGCACUGAGUUUUGUCCGUGACCCUGAAAGUGUGCACAUGAUGCGGAACUGGGAGGGGGGUGAUCCAGGGGUCAUCAACCAGAAGACCCCCACCACCAUCCUCCUCACCCCCGAGGGACAUCUUGACUCUUUCGGAUUUACGGCCCGAGAUCGAUACCACAACCUGACCCCUGACGAAGCCAGGAAGUGGAUGUACUUCGAGAGGUUCAAGAUGGUGCUCCACCAUAAUGCCGACCUGACCAAGGACACGAUGCUAACGGCCAGCAAUGGUGAGAUGUUCCCCGCACUGAGGGUUUUCGCCCUGGCCCUCCGCUUCUUCAAGGAACACGCUCUUCAGCAGCUGUCUGACCAGUCAGGGAUAACCGUCAUCAACGAUGACGUCAGAUGGGUCAUCACUGUGCCUGCCAUCUGGAAGGCUCCAGCCAAGCAGUUCAUGAGGCAGGCUGCAUACGAGGCCGACCUCGUCUCCCCAGACUGUCCUGACCAGCUUCUGAUUGCUCUAGAGCCGGAAGCUGCAUCCAUCUACUGUCGCAAACUGCGCAUGUAUCAACUGAUCCCUGAGUAUCCAGAGAGGCUCCCCCUACAGUCGCCUAGAUACUCUCUGCCUGUACCUAUCAACGACGGCCUUGCCUGCACAGAUGCCAGGGACGAUGUCGCCCGUCCCCCCUUCGAUCUGCCCCCCGACCAUCCCCUGGAGAGUAAGAUUAAAGGAACUCGGUACAUGGUCGUGGACUGUGGAGGCGGGACAGUGGACAUCACGGUGCAUGAACUAGGGAACGACAACAAACUGACGGAGCUCUACAAGGCUACUGGGGGACCUUAUGGUGCAACAGCGGUGGACGAUGAGUUUGUGAACCUGCUGUGUGAUAUUUUCGGCCACGACUUCAUCGCUCACUACCGGGCCAAGUACCCAGUCGGCUGGGUCAACCUCAUGAUCAACUUCGAGUCUCGGAAGCGUUCAGCGAGCCCCUACAAGAACAACUCCCUGAACGUGUCUCUGCCCUUCACAUUCAUUGACUACUAUAAGAAGCAGAAGGGGGGCCACAUCGACAGUGUUGUGAAGCGGUACGGCAACAAGGAGAUCUGCUGGUCGUCGGAGGGGAUGCUGCGACUCAGCCCACACGCCAUGAGGUGUCUGUUCGUCCCCGUCAUGGAGAAGAUCAAACACGCCAUCGGGGACGUCCUCAAUAACCCGGACGCCAGACAUCUGAAAUUCCUGUUCCUGGUGGGAGGAUUCGCCGAGUCAGCCACAUUGCAGUAUGAAGUCCGCAAGGAGUUCUCCGCUAUCCUUAAAGUUCUCAUCCCCACUGGAGUCAGCCUGGCCAUACUGAAAGGCGCAGUGUUGUUUGGCCUUGAUCCAACAGUUGUCAAUAUCAGAAGGUCAAGGUUGACGUAUGGGGUUGGCGUUCUUAACCGAUUCAACCAGUCCCGUCAUCCAUCCAGUAAGCUUGUUCACAGAGACGGUGUUGAUUGGUGCACUGAUGUGUUUGACGUGUUUGUUCAUGAGGAUGAACCAAUCACAUUAGGCGACACAGUUAUUCGUAGUUACACGCCUGCAAAGGCCAAUCAGAUGGUUAGUGUCAUACAUAUCUACUCGAGUGACAGUAAAGACUCAGCUUUCAUCACAGACCCCGGUGUGAGGAAGUGUGGCAGUUUGUGUCUGGACUUAUCGGAUGAAGAUGCUGACCACCUGCCGACUCGACGUGAGAUUCAGGCCAGGAUGAUGUUCGGGGACACGGAGAUUAAAGUGAGCGCCAUGGAUGUCGCUACAGGACGAUGUGUCCGAGCUAGCAUUGAUUUCCUCAACAAGUGAUAUAUAUGUACUUCACACCUAACUAAUCUAAUUUACCGCAUUGAUGACUAUCUACGGGGAAGUAAUUCGGAGUAAUGAUCCGUGUAAUUGUGUUUUGACCUUUUGUGUAGAGGUAAGGAUUCUAAUUGACCACACCUGACAUGGUUAGUUCUUGUCACUGAACGUGACAGUAAUACAUUUGACUAGAGAGCAGUGUGUCAGUUGUAAGACCAACAGUGCCUCCAAAACAAACAGUGUGGGCAGCCUGGUGGGACUGUGGUCAGAGGACUUCCUUGUAGUGACACUAUCAAGGUCUUCCUGCGCGUGUUUCAUGCGUCUUAAUGCCGGCUCUACCAUUGUAUCAAUGAAAGAUGUGAGGACAUACUUAGUGAUCUAGAAUGUUCCUUUAAAGUCGAAUAUGUUCAUAACACUGAGCGACACCGCGAUCAAAUUACGAUCAAGAAAGUUUUCCCAUAAAUUUUGAUUCUGGAAUUUUCACAGUCGUAGCAUUAACAUGAUCACGUAACCGGGGAUCUGGUGUAUGCCAGUGAGUCUUGUGUAAUAUAGGCAAUGUUACCGUGGUGCUAACAUCGUCCUGGCCGUUUGAAACUCAUUACAAUAAUUUGCCAUUUCAUGUCUGAAAUGAAACAAAAUUUGCAUGAAAAUUGUUUUUCUAUGUAUUUCUAUAUGUGGGUGAAAACUUGGCUGGAAGUUAGUUAAAGGAUACAACGUUUGAAAUAAUUGAAGAAAUAUGUUGUGAGGACUAGUGUAGCGCACCUCUAGUUAUGUGGUUGUUGGGUCUGGUCUAUGUUGGCUGAUGUUACAAUCGGCGUACCAACAUCUUGCCUCCAUCGGGUGCAGCAGUCAUGUGCCAAUAUCGGACCACCGCCACAAGUGGCAAUCAGCGACGUCAUAUUCAUGUGUCUGUAUUAUAUAUUCCUGUAUGACAAUAAACUACUCUUUCAUAGAA
Haliotis rufescens (red abalone) is the source of this 6107-nucleotide messenger RNA. Its product is annotated as heat shock 70 kDa protein 12A-like. NCBI's taxonomy places the organism in Eukaryota, Metazoa, Mollusca, Gastropoda, Lepetellida, Haliotidae. Bases 371 to 5158 code for a protein of 1595 amino acids. The record is from RefSeq and is a predicted model, not a curated record. The transcript is spliced from 10 exons.